AGCCCCGUGGCUCGCAGGGGCCCCGCACCCCUAGUGCGCCAGGGGCCGCGCCGUUUGGGCGGCGGGGGGCGCCGCGGGCCGCGGGCGGCCGCCAUGCUGCCGAGCCUGGACGCGGCGGACGACGGGGGCUCCGAGGCCCACAUCGCGCCGCGGAGGGAGCCGAACGCCUUCGCCCCCGCGAGGCCGGAUACCCUCCACUGCUACGGGGUGGACUUCCUGUCCACGAGGGAGGUGCUGGACCUGCUCCGAGACUACGGCCCCCAGCAGGUGGAGUGGCUCGACGACUCCUCCUGCAACGUCGUCUUCGAGAGCGCGGAGGCCGCGGAGACCUGCCUGACCGGCCUACCCGAGGUGGCCGAGGUGGUGGACUCUGCGCUUGCCUCGGGGCUCCCCGUGCUGGACGGCGAGGGCUGGAUCCGCACGAGGCCGCUGAGGCUGCGGCAGG
Molecule: messenger RNA, 445 nt
Organism: Prorocentrum cordatum
Lineage: Eukaryota; Dinophyceae; Prorocentrales; Prorocentraceae
Source: the annotation of a GenBank genome assembly